GACGUCUCUUUUCUCUCACUCUCUCUCUCUCUCUCUGCACUCCAUUGUCAACUAUAAACCAAACACUCCUUUUUUUCUCCGUCACUUCUCUCUCUCUCUCUCAAUUAUAUAUAUAUAGAGACACUCUCACAUACACAUUAAUCGAGGAGUUCGAAAUUAGCCUUUUAGUUUACUGUAAAUGGAGGCGCUGUCGCCGGCAGUCAAGCCGGCUUUCGUUGUCCGGCCGAGAACACGGUUUGAUCGUGCCCUCCUCCCGUUCGGAUCGUACAGCUGCUCCGAUUCGAAGCGGGGCUUGUCUCGGACAAGAGUUGCGGUGAAAGCACAAGGGGAGAAGCAUGCGGCCUUUGAUUUCAACGAUCCCGAUUGGAAGUCAAAGUAUCAGCAAGACUUCGAGUCUCGCUUCCGUAUCCCGCACAUCACUGAUGAGCUUCCCGACGCCGCUUCGUACCCUUCCACUUUCUGCCUCAAAAUGAGGACGCCGGUGAGUCCUGAUUUUGCGGAAGGAUAUCCAUCGGAUGAGGCGUGGCAUGGCUACAUCAAUAACAACGACAGGGUACUGCUAAAGGUUAUAUAUUAUUCAUCUCCAACGUCAGCUGGUGCUGAGUGCAUUGAUCCAGGUUGUACUUGGGUUGAGCAAUGGGUUCACCGUGCUGGUCCUCGAGAAAAAAUAUAUUUCAAACCAGAGGAUGUAAAAGCAGCAAUUGUUACCUGUGGAGGUCUUUGCCCUGGUCUCAAUGAUGUCAUACGACAGAUUGUCAUUACCCUGGAAAUAUACGGCGUGAAAAAAAUUAUUGGAAUCCCUUAUGGUUAUCGUGGGUUUUCUGAUAGCAGAUUAUCUGAGAUGCCUCUAUCCAGGAAUGUGGUCCAAAAUAUCCAUCUAUCUGGAGGAAGCUUAUUAGGUGUCUCACGCGGAGGACCAAAAGUUAGUGACAUUGUGGAUAGUAUGGAGGAAAGAGGUAUAAACAUGCUCUUUGUUCUGGGUGGGAAUGGUACGCAUGCUGGUGCGAAUGCCAUACAUGAAGAGUGCCGAAAAAGACGAUUAAAAGUAGCUGUAGUUGGUGUACCGAAGACUAUAGACAAUGAUAUCUUGCUUAUGGAUAAAACAUUUGGUUUUGACACCGCUGUUGAAGAGGCGCAAAGAGCAAUUAAUUCUGCAUAUAUUGAGGCACACAGUGCUUAUCGAGGCAUUGGGAUUGUGAAACUAAUGGGGCGUAGCAGUGGGUUUAUAGCUAUGCAGGCAUCUCUUGCCAGCGGACAAAUUGAUAUAUGCUUGAUUCCUGAGGUGCCAUUUAAUCUGCAUGGUCCUCAUGGUGUCUUAAGUCACCUAAAGUACCUUCUUGAAUCAAAGGGAUCCGCUGUUGUAUGUAUUGCAGAGGGAGCUGGGCAGGAAAUUGUUGAGAAAACCAAUGCUAAAGAUGCAUCGGGAAACAUUGUACUAGGAGAUGUAGGUGCUCAUAUACAGCAAGAGAUCAAGAAGUUCUUCAAAGAGAUUGAAUUUCCAGCUGAUGUAAAAUACAUAGAUCCAACAUACAUGAUCCGAGCAUGUCGUGCAAAUGCAUCCGACGGGAUUCUCUGCACUGUUCUUGGUCAAAACGCUGUUCAUGGUGCAUUUGCAGGCUACAGUGGAAUCACAGUCGGUAUAUGCAACACACAUUACGUCUACUUCCCCAUUCCUGAAGUGAUCGCCAUGCCCAAAUGCGUAGACCCUAACAGCCGGAUGUGGCAUCGGUGCUUAACUUCCACAGGUCAACCGGACUUCAUUUAACCCACCCGGUACGCCUCUUAUCUAUUCAUCUAUUCAUGCUCGAGAAAAUUUAUAUUUUGUAGCUAGAGAUGGGAAGGCCUGGUGAGCAUUUUUUUUGGUCUUGAGAAGUGUAUAGCAUUCACAAUGCCAUUAAAUUAUGAUGAUGAUAUGCUGGAAAUAAGUCUUACCAUUAAAUUAUGACUUGUAAGAGGUAAUAAAACUUAACUUGAGCUUUUACCCAUUCAUUGGGUAGUGCUAAUUCUGUUGUAGUAAGCAGUGAAGGAAGCAGAGAACUUGUCAAGCUACUUCCUAGUGCUAUUUAUAAAUAAAAAUAAUUCAUGAUU
Messenger RNA from Andrographis paniculata, 2088 nucleotides. Its product is annotated as ATP-dependent 6-phosphofructokinase 5, chloroplastic. The record is from RefSeq and is a predicted model, not a curated record. The coding region runs from base 179 to 1765 and encodes 528 amino acids. Gene Ontology annotation, biological process: fructose 6-phosphate metabolic process; glycolytic process. Gene Ontology annotation, molecular function: 6-phosphofructokinase activity; ATP binding. Gene Ontology annotation, cellular component: cytoplasm. The transcript has 13 exons. Lineage: Eukaryota; Viridiplantae; Streptophyta; Magnoliopsida; Lamiales; Acanthaceae.